AUCUCCAAACAUGAGUAAAUUUGGCAAUAGAAUAGAACGUAGUAAAGAAAGAUCCAUUCAACCAGCAACGAUGUUGGGAAAUAAAUUCAGGCACAUUGUUCUGGGACAUCAGUUUUUGCUUUAG
Dentiscutata erythropus is the source of this 124-nucleotide messenger RNA. NCBI's taxonomy places the organism in Eukaryota, Fungi, Glomeromycota, Glomeromycetes, Diversisporales, Gigasporaceae. The record is from the annotation of a GenBank genome assembly.